ACGCAUUGCUUCCGUGGUUUCCAUAGCAACAUCAUGGUCUCAAACAUAACGGCCUAACUCGUGGUUUGCUUUACAACUUCUUUAAAACUGUUUAGCUAGCUCGCAUUUAAAAUUUUGCUGAAGACCUCGAGAGGUAGGAGAGUUUAGUUAAUAUUUUACACGUGUCCAAAUUCACCAUAAUAAGAGGAAAUUGUAUGCUAAAUUUGGAGGACGCUAACGUUACAGUGUUACGAUAGCUUUUAAGCUAACUAUGAAUGUAGCAAUCGCUAUCUACAUAAGCCGGGCCCAUUUUUAGUUCAUAAUACCCUACUGAAAUUUUUCUGGGCCUUCUCCAGCUGUGUGGACCCCAUCACCACCUUUCACUGGCUAUCUGCAUUCAUUUUUGUGGAUAUAUCCUGUCCCUCACGUACUGCACCCGGACAUCUAAGAGAGACAGUGAUAAACUGCUGUCCCAAAGUCCCUGGAGAACAGAGGCCCAGGGACGGAUCUAGUCACUGCUGAGGGCUGAAUGCUUGGCUGAAGCUGAAAAGGAUCCUCUCUAAAGCAGCGUCUGUGACGAGCCACCAUGGUACGCCUGACCAUAGAUCUGAUUGCUAAAUCUAGAAACCACUUCAAAAAGAAAAGGGGCCUCUCCUUCCCAGAGUACCUCAAGACACUCACCCACCUACACUUUUCCAGCAAGAGUAUCGAAGAUAUUGGUGAUCUCUCCAUGUGUCGAAACCUCACUGUUCUUUACCUGUAUGAUAAUCAGAUCACACACAUUUGCAACCUUGGCUUUGCCUCCAACCUCACCCAUCUGUAUAUGCAGAACAACAACAUCACUUAUAUAGAUAAUCUCUACAAUCUGCAGAAGCUCUCCAAACUGUAUCUGGGUGGAAACAGGAUUGCAGUGGUGGAGGGCUUAGAAAAGCUCCAUGAGCUCAAAGAGCUUCAUCUGGAGAAUCAAAGGCUGGCACCAGGGGAAAAGUUGCUCCUUGACCCCAGGACUCUUCUCUCACUGGCUGAAUCUCUUUGUGUCCUGAAUAUCAAUAACAACAACAUUGAUGAUAUCAGGGACCUGGCAGUGCUGAAGGAACUCCAGCAUUUAUCUGCUGCUGACAAUAAAUUGCACAAUAUGGAGGAGUUAGAGGAUGUGUUCAGCCACUGGCCUCAGCUGCUUCAAAUGGAUUUAAGUGGAAAUCCUGUGUGUAAAAAAGCAAAGUACAGAGACUGCCUGAUAACCGUAUGCAAAAGCCUUGAGGUUCUCGAUGGGAGGGAAAUUAAUGAGCUAACCAGACAGUUCCUCAUUAACUGGAAAGCAUCCAAAGAGGCCAGGAAGAAAAAAAACAACAAACAGAUAAUGACCGGACCCUUGAUCCCUUGUCCCUUAACAAAUGACUUUAACAUGGGUCAGGGUCCACAUCCUGGUCACAUCUGCAGCCAGGCUAACGUGCAGAGGUGGAAGCCGCAGCAGGCUCUCAGGGCACAAAAAUUAAAGAUUCCUAUGGGUGGACUUUUCAAUCAUGUGGCUGUCUCAUCACCCAUCUGCAGUCAUGUUGAUGCCUAAGACAAACCUACCAGUCCACUAAAAUCUCCACCUCCUCCACACACACAUUAGCCAGAGCCCAGGACUCAUCCUGCUACUGCCUUGUUUAAGCACCUUGGUCAUCACAGCUGUCGAUCUUUUAUCCUUGUAUAUGUAGCAGGACAGAACAGUCACUGUCACCCAUUUGCUACCUGCAGGCACUUCAGAGUCCCUGCAGUAUCCUUGACCUAUAGUGGUUUAAAAAUUAGACUUUUCGCAGCAUAUUUUCAAAUGUUUUUAUCUUUCUGUUAUAACUACAUCUAAUGUCCUAUAAAUUAAUUAAUAGGCUGAAAAUAAUCUUUUGUUAAAAACGAAAUUAAAGAGUAAAACUAUGAGUUAA
This is a messenger RNA of Siniperca chuatsi (mandarin fish), 1904 nucleotides long. RefSeq names its product protein phosphatase 1, regulatory subunit 42 (gene ppp1r42). Gene Ontology annotation, molecular function: protein binding. The transcript is spliced from 9 exons. Lineage: Eukaryota; Metazoa; Chordata; Actinopteri; Centrarchiformes; Sinipercidae. The coding region runs from base 566 to 1546 and encodes 326 amino acids. The record is from RefSeq and is a predicted model, not a curated record.